This is a messenger RNA of Acaulospora colombiana, 636 nucleotides long. NCBI's taxonomy places the organism in Eukaryota, Fungi, Glomeromycota, Glomeromycetes, Diversisporales, Acaulosporaceae. The record is from the annotation of a GenBank genome assembly.
AUGAGCUCUGCAAAUAUUUUCGAAGCUGUCGAGAUGAACUUCACCGCCGACGAAUUUUCUGGCGAUUUGAUCGGGUACAUCCGAGAGAAAACCAAGGCCAACAGUAAUCGUCGUUCCACCUCACGAAAGAAUUCCCAUGAAAACUCUCCGUCGACAACCGCCAACAAAAAAUAUUCUGGAAGCAACAGUCGCUUUUUGGCAUACAGUCGUGUGGAGGAGGACGAGGAGGAACUUAGCACGCCCAUCAUUAACAUCUAUCGAGAACACCGAGGCCACCUGGAACAGGACAAGAAAGCUCGCACCGAACUGGACACCCAGAUACUCAAGGAUGAUCUCUAUAUUCCCGUGAGAGUUGAAGAAUCUCAACAUUCAUCGACAGCCGCUAGAGCAAACUCCAGGUCAAAUCAACAAUCCUCCCCGAUGUCAACACAAGCGACUCGGGGUAUUAACAUGGGGAAUUUUGCUUCUUUCCUACCCCCGGUCGCUUCAAAAUUCUUGCCACUUUCCGCCACCUAUAACAGCGUGGGAAUCAACGAGAGUGGUAGCAGAGGAUUCAAUGACAUGUGGGGUUAUUAUCAUCAGAAUGACAUGUUUACUAAUGAGAUGGACAACAUCAAAGGUGUUUGCUGCUCAUAA